GAGCUCAAAAUAACUUGCGUGAUGUUUCCUCUGCAAGAUGCUUUCACAAGUUUUUAUAUUAAAGUUUUAUCUAUAUUUCAUCAAAACGUAUUCCCGGAGUUUUCUGUGAUGCAACAAUCAGAUGUAUCGGAAUCAGACUACGGAGGUUACGUUAUACAUCCUUCACUGCAAGUUGUGAUUUUCGGUUUAGAGAAGAGCAUACACUAUCAUAUAGGAGAGAUAAUACUCUCUUCAAUUAAGUCAUGUCGUGAGAGACGCAAGCGCAUCACAUCAUUUGAGCAGAAGGCGGAUGGGGCCUUUCUUGUACGGCUAAAGAGAUCUACUAUUGAGGUUGGACAUUUAGAAAUGAGCGGUGGGUACGGACACAAAGAUCUUCCUAGAUCAACGUGGGACGGAUGUU
Molecule: messenger RNA, 400 nt
Organism: Funneliformis mosseae
Lineage: Eukaryota; Fungi; Glomeromycota; Glomeromycetes; Glomerales; Glomeraceae
Source: the annotation of a GenBank genome assembly